Messenger RNA from Manduca sexta (tobacco hornworm), 1102 nucleotides. RefSeq lists its product as uncharacterized. Lineage: Eukaryota; Metazoa; Arthropoda; Insecta; Lepidoptera; Sphingidae. The coding region runs from base 454 to 963 and encodes 169 amino acids. The record is from RefSeq and is a predicted model, not a curated record. The transcript has 7 exons.
UUCCCCUACUUCCCUUCUUAUGGUGAUCCAAGCAAUUUUAAUUAUUUAGUGAGUAUUGAGCAGGCCACCGAACUGCAUCGAAAUGGUGAAGCAUUGCAUAAGUAGAACGUAAGCUGACAUAAUGAAUAGCUACCCACUUCGUCACUACGUCGGCCUUGGCCCCGUUGGUGUCUGCGGUCUGUUAGGCGUACUCCGUGUCGAACACGGUGUUUCGCAGUGACCACUGUGUGCUAACUGCCAGUAUUCAACUGUGCUUUGCGCGCGAAGCUGGUGCAACGCGCACCUUUACGUUCCGCUAAGUCAGUGGAAUUUGUAUACUAGUUAUUAAUCGACACGCGCUGCGACCAAGGAGCAAGAGGUCGGAUAACAAUAUCCGUCGCCUAUAAACUUCUACGAUUCCGGAAGGAUUAAGACUGCGCUGUUUCAAAGGUGAAGGUGUAAGAAGUUGCGAAAAUGACAAACAGACAGAAACCUUUUGCGGUCAGUCACCGAUGCGCGGUUAUUAUAUCCUUGAUGAUCAUCGUAGUGGUGCUACCACAGUGUUCCGGACAACAAACGGCGGACGCAGUCAUUGGAAAGGAUCGACAGUACAGAGAAAUAGCUAUAAAAUCUGGAUAUUCCGUAGCUACAAAACCGAAAUGGGGGUUCUUCGGAACUAUAUUUAAUCUUGUUUUACAGCAAAUUAAUGAUACAAAAAGCGCUUAUGCUCAAAUAUCAGAUUUAGUUAACAACCAAUUCGCUGAUGAUAAUGCUGUCACAAAUGAACCUGUGCUAGUUAAUGGAACUACAGAGACACCAAAAAUAACAAGAGCAGAAUUCCUGAAUAUACUUGACCGUAAUCUAAAAGGAUUAGCCCGCCUUCGCAGUUUGGAAUGGCGUGAAGCAAAGAAGGAUUCGGCUGCAAAUCUACGUGCGUACAAGGAUGAAAUAUUCAGAGGAAAAAAAUCAAGAAAUACAAGAUAGAAGCGCGUUUAUUGCAUUUUAUCCUACUCAGGGAAUAAUGGCAAUCGUACGGACGCUUUAUUUUUACCGGGUUUGUGUCUAGCCUUAUGUAUCUACCUAAAGUGAAAACUGCUGUCGAAAUAUUAUACAAUGAACACCC